Molecule: messenger RNA, 2158 nt
Organism: Megalops cyprinoides (Indo-Pacific tarpon)
Lineage: Eukaryota; Metazoa; Chordata; Actinopteri; Elopiformes; Megalopidae
Gene: mtap
Product: methylthioadenosine phosphorylase
Exons: 8
Coding region: 75-917 (280 amino acids)
Biological process (GO): nucleoside metabolic process
Cellular component (GO): cytosol
Molecular function (GO): S-methyl-5-thioadenosine phosphorylase activity
Source: RefSeq, a predicted model, not a curated record
GUGUGCCCCUCCUGUAUAGCAGGAAGGAAGUAGGGAGCUGGCGUGCAAAUUUCUGUGUCGAUUUGUCUGAAGAAAUGGCUGCUGGCGUGCAGGUGAAGAUUGGAAUCAUUGGAGGGUCUGGUCUUGAUGAUCCAGACAUCUUGGAAGGGAGGAGUGAAAAAUAUGUGGACACACCAUACGGAAAGCCCUCUGAUGCACUUAUAGUGGGGAAGAUUAAGAAUGUCGAAUGUGUCCUUCUUGCGAGGCACGGCAGACAGCACACAAUUAUGCCAACAAACGUCAACUACCGGGCUAACAUCUGGGCUCUGAAGGAGGAGGGCUGCACGCACAUUUUGGUCACCACAGCCUGCGGCUCCCUGCGGGAGGAGAUUCAGCCCGGGGACAUCGUCAUCAUCGACCAGUUCAUCGACAGAACCACUAAGAGGGCGCAGACGUUCUAUGACGGGAGCCCCACCAGCCCCCCCGGAGUGUGCCACAUCCCCAUGGCCGAGCCCUUCUGCGGCAGGACCAGAGAGGUCCUGCUGGAGGUGGCACGGAGCCUGGGGGUGAAGUGCCACACGAGGGGCACCAUGAUGACCAUUGAGGGCCCCCGCUUCUCCUCCAGGGCCGAGAGCCUCAUGUUCCGGCAGUGGGGCGCUGACGUCAUUAACAUGACUACCGUGCCGGAGGUGGUGCUGGCCAAGGAGGCCGGCCUGUGCUACGCCAGCAUCGCCAUGGCAACCGACUACGACUGCUGGAAGGAGCAUGAGGAGGCGGUCUGCGUCGACAACGUGUUGAAGACAAUGAAGGAGAACGCAAACAAGGCAAGCAGCAUUUUGCUCACCGCCAUACCCCAGAUCUGCCAGAUGGACUGGAGUCAGACGAUAAAGUGCCUGAAAGUUAUGUCACAGUCUUCCGUAAUGCUACCCAAACAUUGAAGACUUUCCUUCACUUGUCUUUCGACCUACGUUGCCGGGGAAACGACAGAAGAAGCAAACCUGAUGAAUGUAGACGACAGGAAAUGAAGUCUGACCAUACUAGGCUUAUCAGUGAGAAACGUGCCUGAUAUGUUUGUUUUGCAUUCACGUCCUACUGCAGACAAUUUUUAUGUCUUUUUUUUCUUUCCAAACAUUUCAUGUCAUACGUCUCAGCCAUUUGUACCCCAUAUUAUCUAGUCCUUACCAUCAUAGAGUAAAUAUCAUUUGUGUCAUAUACUUCACAUGUUAAAAUUAUGUUAUAUGUGAUGAUAUUGUACAAUCUGAAAUUCCACACAAGCAACUUGGUACCUCGGGUUUCUAAAAAUAAACAUAAAAUCAUGCCCAUUGUGUUUAUAUAUGUAUUUGUGCUUACCAUGUAUUCUCUCUGAAAGAAACUGGACACUGUCACCAGUCUUAUAAUCUUGUAUGUAUUUCCAGUAUUAUUGUUUGAGAGCUCCCUGUAUGUACUAUGCAGUCUCAUAAGAAGGACACGGGAAGUACAGGACCUCCAACAAAAACACGUUCUUCAAUUUUCAAAUACGUAUUGAAUGUUUACAAAAGAAUUGUCAGCGUAUUUGGAUGUGGUCAUCUGUAUGUAUGUACGAAAUGUUAACAAACAGGGCCUUUAUGAUGAGCUGUACGCCCUUCAUAAACAGCUGUGUGUGCAAUGGAAGAGCUCAGCUGGCGAAGGGAGAAAUUUCCCAGUCAAAUUCUCCAUCUGCUUCCAUCCCCAUUUGUCUGUUAGCAGUUCCAGUUAGUCACGUGACGGUCGGUACUUCUGUGGCACCCUCUAUGAGACACUUCCUCCUUCUGGAGUGUGUGCUGACCUCGUUUCAAAGAUGGCGUCGCUGUAAACAUGUGUAUUUAUGCUGCUGCUGCUAACGGAGGACCACCUGGCUCUUGACUUUGCUCUGCGGGAAAGUGUGAUGUGGUAAUUUGUGUUGUCGUUUUGAACAGCUACGCACUUGAGAUGUUUGAGUGUAACCUCACUGAACAAAGUAACAAUGCUUUCAUUUUUUAAAAAAAUCUGUAUGCCCUUCUAAUACACUGCCUGUUCUAAUACACUGCCUGAAAGGUACAGUGAGUAUUUCACAUGCCAUAUGAAAUAACAGUUGCUGUCUGAAACUGUGGUUUGCUAAGAGAUUAAAUGAGUCCCAUCUUUUGUACUGUAUGACUGAAAUAAAAUGUCCUGUAGACUAGAA